UGAGCACAGCUUUUUUCUGGUAACAGAAAGUGAAACUUACUGACAUUCACUGUCGUUUGGAGGAGAAAUGGCGCAGCAAGGGAUUCAGCUUGAUCGAGAAAAACUCAGCUGUUCAAUCUGUCUGGAUCUUCUAAAGGAUCCGGUGACUAUUCCCUGUGGCCACAACUACUGCAUGAACUGUAUUAAAGACUGCUGGAAUGAGGAGAAUGAGAAGGAGAAAACAAACAGCUGCCCUCAGUGUAGGCAGACCUUCACACCGAGGCCUGUCCUGGUGAAAAACACCAUGUUAGCAGAGUUAGCGGAGGACCUGAAGAAAGUAGGAAUUCAAGCUGCUUCACCUGAUCGUUCCUAUGCUGGACCUGAAGAUGUGUCCUGUGAUGUCUGCACUGGGAGAAAACUGAAAGCCUUCAAGUCCUGUCUGGUCUGUCUGGCCUCUUACUGUGAGAAACACCUCCAGCCUCACUAUAAUCUACCUCUAUUAAAGAAACACAAGCUGGUUGAAGCCACUUCAAAGUUUGAGGAGAAUAUCUGCUCUCGUCAUGAUGAGGUGAUGAAGAUAUUCUGCCGUACUGAUCAGCAGUGUAUCUGUUAUCUCUGCUCCAUGGAUGAACAUAAAGGCCACGACACAGUCUCAGCUGCAGCAGAAAGGACUGAGAGGCAGAGAGAGCUCGAGGUGAGUCGACAAAACAUCCAGCAGAGAAUCCAGGACAGAGAGAAAGAUGUGAAGGAGCUUCAACAGCAGGUGGAGGCUAUCAAUCGCUCUGCUGAUAAAGCAGUGGAGGACAGUGAGAAGAUCUUCACUCAGCUGAUCCGUCUCAUGGAGAAAAGAAGCUCUGAUGUGAAGCAGCAGGUCAGAUCCCAGCAGGAAACUGAAGUGAGUCGAGUCAAAGAGCUUCAGGAGAAGCUGGAGCAGGAGAUCACUGAGCUGAAGAGGAAAGACGCUGAGCUGGCGAAGCUCUCACACACUGAGGAUCACCUCCAUUUCCUAAACAACUACCCCUCGCUGUCACGUCUCAGUGAAUAUAAAGAUUUUCCCAGCAUUGAUGUCCAUCCUCUGCGAUGUUUUGAAGAAGUGACAGCGGCUGUGUCAAUUGCCAGAGAUAAACUGCAGGCUGUUCUGAGUGAGGACAAAUGGACAAACGUCUCACUGACAGUGACUGAAGUGGGAUGUUUACUGCCACAACCAGAGCCCCAAGACCAAGAGCUGGAUUCUUACAAUAUUCACGGUGAACUCACACUGGAUCCAAACACAGCAACACAUGCUGUUAUUCUGAGGGGAACAAGAAAAAGUAACAAGCGAGUCAACAACAUGGUUUAUUCUAGUCACCCAGACAGAUUUGGUGAAUGGUGGCAGGUCCUGAGUAGAGAGGGUCUGACUGGACGUUGUUACUGGGAGGUGAAGUGGAGCGGGAGAGUUUAUGUAGCAGUUGCAUACAAGAAUAUUGGCAGAAAAGGGAACAGAGAGGAAUGUGGAUUUGGAUUUAAUGACAAA
Messenger RNA from Morone saxatilis (striped sea-bass), 1492 nucleotides. Its product is annotated as E3 ubiquitin/ISG15 ligase TRIM25-like. Gene Ontology annotation, molecular function: zinc ion binding. NCBI's taxonomy places the organism in Eukaryota, Metazoa, Chordata, Actinopteri, Moronidae. The record is from RefSeq and is a predicted model, not a curated record.